CCCGAGAUCUACAGCUUGUUAGUGUUAUAGACUAGUCUAGGUUGCGGCGCCCUGCACCCUGGUGGGGCGUCGCCGGAUGCCCGUGUAGCCAUGGCGUCUAAUCGGGACGGAAUGGGAUUUGAAGACCGCUUCACGGCGGUAGAAAUUGAGACUCAGACGAAGGCCUUUGACGCCAACCAGUACUCUUUCUUCGGCGAGCUUACCGCGGCGGACACUGGGCUAGAAGGAGCGCUUGAGGAUGGCCUGGAGGCUCCGCCAGACGAGGAAGGCCUGGAGUAUGGCCUUCAGGUUGCAGAGAACGAUGGACUGGGGCUGGAAGAGGAGGAGGACUACUCGGUCGCGGCCAUGUUCCGCAACCAGUUGGGCUUGGCCCCGGCGACAAAAACGCCGGCCAAAGCGCUGGACCCAGACGACGACGCUGGAAUGGAUGCGCUGUUGACGGAUCCGCUGGCGGUGGCGCGGAAGCAGCUCCGUGAUGAGGACUACGACCACCGGGAGGAAGACCUGCCCGCGGAGCUCUUCCCCACGCCCGCCUCUUACGGCCUGUAUGAGGGCUACGCGGCCGCGCUGGGGAACCUCGGCAAUGGCGACGCCGCAGCCCACGAGCAGCAGCAACAGCAGCAGCAGCAAGCGCAGGCGCUAAUGCAGCAGCAGCAGCACUCGGCGAUGCCAGCGGCGCCGCCCAGCAAUGCCGGCAGCGCGCUGCUUUCCAUGAUCAAGAAGCCCAAGGCCAUGACGCUGGAGGAGCUGGAGGCACGAAUGCUGGGCAGCGCAGCGGCGGACGCGGCCUCACAGCAGCAGCAGCGCGGGCCGGCACCGCCCCUGCCUCCCCACCUGCAGCAGCAGCACCAGCACCAGCACCAGCAGCAGCUUAUGGGCCCUCCGGGCAUGCCGCCGCCGCCCAUGGGCCAGCAGCAGCAGCGCAUGCCGCCGCCGCAGGGCCCUGGCUUCUUCCCGCACGGGCAGCCGCCGCACAUGGCGCCGCCGCCGCCGCCGGGCCACCCGCACCUGCACGGUCCGGGCGGGCCCAUGGGCCCGCCGCCGCCUCCGGGCAUGCCGCCCAUGCACGGCAUGCCGCCGCCGCCGCCGCCGCCGCAGGGCGCGCCCGGCAUGUACCCGCCGCCGGGGCCCAUGGGCCACAUGGGGCCGUCCGGCGGCCCUCCCCACCCUGGCAUGUUCGGCCCCAACGGCGUGCCCAUGCCGCCGCUGGGACACCCCAUGCACCCGGGCCACGGCCACGGCCACGGCCCCAUGAUGCCCGGAGCCAUGGGCCAGGGCCCCUAUGGCCCGCCCGGCCCCAUGCAGCGCGGCCCCUACGGCCCCAUGGGACCCGGCUUCAUGCACGAGGGCGGCGGCUUCCCCAUGCGGCCCAUGGGCUCCGGUCCUCCGGGGCCACUGGGCAACGCGCCGCUCAACGGCCCGCCGCAGCGGCCCGGCAUGCCCUUUGGCCCCGGUGGCCAGCCCGGACCGCGGCCCGGCGUGAUGCUGCCGCCGCCUCAGCCCGGCGGUGGGGGCGCGGUGAUGCCGCGGCCGGCGGGCCUGCUGGGCCCCGGUGCGGCCGGGCUUCGGCCCGCGCAGGCGCGCCCUGGUGGCUCGAACGGUCCUGACUUCGGACAAGGGUUCUCCCGCGCCAUGCCCGGCAUGAUGAUCGGCGGCGUGGCGGCGCCCAUCGCGCUGGCGGCGGCCGCAGCGGCGGCGGGCCGCGCCGGCGGCGCCGCCAGCGGCCCCGGCGGGCGCCUGGGCGGCAAGUGGAUGAAGCCCGACGACGUGGAGUACGUGGUGCGCUCGCUGCUGUACACCGUGGCCAACGGCGUGCCCUACGUCGAGGACUACUAUUACCAGGCGUUCCUCCACAAGCACGUGCCCCAGCCCACGCGGCAGCAGCUGUCGCCCGGCGCCUUCCCCAUGGCGGCGCCCUUCGUGCCGGAGGCGCUGCGCGAGCUCAGCGACGAUGCCAUGGCACACAUUGCGCGGCUGGACCCCAGCGCCCGCGCCAAGUUCGUGGAGGGCAUCACGGGUCUGGGCAAGAUCGUGCUGACCAACAUCCGCACACCCAAGGUGCUGAUGGACCUGUCGGCCACGUCAAACACCGGCGGCAAGGCCAAGGAGGCCGACGGCGGCGAGGCGGGAGCCAAGGCGCCCGCGCGGCCGCUGGAGCAGGAGCCGCUGCUGGCUGCCCGCAUCAUGAUUGAGGACGUGAUGAACCUGCUGCUGGACGUGGACGACAUUGACCGCCUGUCCACACACAUGGCCGCAAUGGCGCAGGCGCAGCAGCGCGCCGCGGCCGCAGCCGCGCUGGACCGCGGCCUGGCGCCCGCCGCUGCGGCCGGCGCAGCCGCCGCCGUGGCAGCGGCAGCCGCCGCAGGCGUCGCGCCGCCGGUCACGCCCUACGGGCCCACCUCGGCGGCGCCUCCGGCGGCGCCGCAGCUGCGCCAGCGGCGCGAGCUGCUGCUCGCCGGCAUCAAUGGCGCCUUCCGGCUGCCCAACACGCCGGCCGGCGCCGGCUCUUCUUCUGAUGCCGCCGCUGCUGUUGAUGCCGCCGCUGGCGCCGACGGCGUGGCCCUGGGUGACGGCGUACUGCUGCGCAUCAUGGCGCUCAGCAAGGGACGCACCGUGGUGGCGCGCGCGCUGCUCGCCAGCGCGCCGCCCGCCAGCCUCAAGCCGCCGGCGGCGCCCGGCGCCAAGGCGCCCGGCAGCAAAGCCGCCGCUGGCAAGGGUGCCGCUGCGGCGCCGGAGGCGCCCAAGCCGGCGGAGGAGAGGGACCAGAAGGAGGCCGCUGACGCUGCGGCCGCGGACGCUGCGAACGGCAAGGAGGGUGCGGAGGGCGCCGCCGCCGCUGACGAUGCCGCGGCGGCUUCCAGCGCCUCGGCGCUGGGCCCCAACGGCCCCAGCCCCUACGUGCUGCUGUGGGCGGUGCUGCGCAACGCCUGGCAGCUGUUCGGCCCCAGCCUGCAGGGCCUGGACCCGGCGGCGGAGCGGCCGAUGCUGGAGGCCACUUCGCGGCUGGCGGCGGCGCUGCGUGACGCGCUGCUGCGGCUGCCCACGCCGCGCGACGUCGUGGACGCGGCGGUGGCGUUCAACGCCGGCGCGGCGCACCACGUGGAAGCGCUGGGCCGCAGCAACCCCGGCGCCGGGCCCAUGGAGACCACCAUGCUGCCGCUGGCGCAGACGCGCGCGGUGGAGGUGCCGGCCGGCGGCGCCGCCGGCGGCCCCGGCGGCGUGGCGGGCACGCCGUCGGCGUGGCUGGGCGAGGCGCUGGCGGCGCUAGUGACGCGCGCGUCGCAGCUAGGGCUGGCGGCAGCCGCGGGCGCGAGCGAGGGCGCCGGCGCUGCCGGCGAGCCUGCUGCGGCGGCGGUGCUGGUGGCUGGUGGCGAGGGCGCUGAUGUCGACGCCGCGUGGGUGCGGGAGUACGGGCAGCUGCAUGAGCGCGUGGCCCGUCACCUGGGCACGUUGGGUGGCAUCCACGCCAUGGCCACCAGUAGCAACAAUGCCGAGGCGCUGGCGGUGGUGCGCGCGCUGUGCUGCAGGCUGCUCGUGAACGCCAUGCUGCCGCAUGCCUCCAUGGAGCAGGCGCGCAAGCUCAAGGAGGCCCUGCAGGCCUUUUCGGGAUAGCCUGCUGCAGCAGCAGGGGCUCCUCUCGCCAGCCGCAGCACAGUACAACGGCCGAGGGAACCAUGCGCACAACUGAUUGCUGGCACGGGUAGCUCAAUGCGCAUUACAGGGAUGGAAGCUGACAGCGCAUGUCCACUGGUGCAUCCUCCGGUUCGUCCUGACAUGUCGUCCUUACUAUUAGGUUUGGGGUUUCACAGGUGGGUUUUGGUUUUGGGGGCUGGGGUGUUGUUCAGUAAGUUGUACUCGGAAUCGGUAGCGACAGCACAUGUGACACGAUGACAAGUUGUGCAGGACAGGCGCUCGGACAGAACCUCUGUUAUUUUAGGCAGGACUCCGGGACCCUAGAUGUGGAGUGUGCACAGAGCUCAAUGCCAGGAGGCAUGGACCGAGCCGACUGCAAGAAUCACGUCCAGCAGUGCGUUACUGUUUGCGUGUGCGGACCGGAGCGCCUGCUUUUAACAAGGCGCUCUGUGUCAGAGUGUUGUGAUGUGUGCAUCAGGGCUGUUAACGCUGGCAAAUAUGACACGGGUAGUCCAACGGAGUGCAGGCCUCAUAAAGCGUAGACUCCAGAGGGGGCCAGCAGAGGUGCAGCGGGGAUGGGGCAUGCCCGAACCUCCUGCUGCGCAUCAGGAUGUUUGUUACGGUAGCGGUGCUCGGGCGACGUACGCCAUGUCGUAGUCAUGAUGGUGUGUGCCGUACCAUCGUACAAGAGAUGUGGGGCUGCCGCCUGGCCGCUCCGUGGCUGCCAGCUGGAAGGGGACCAGAAGGCUGGGCGGGUGUAAGGCUCUAGAGGCGAGGUCCUACAGUGUCAGCAACGCGUGACUGUGCAAGGUUCCCUGUUUUUGCAGUUAACCAAGACCCAGCUGUUGAAGCUGCCUGAGCUUAGGAACCCCGAUGGUGGCCGCAGGCUGGCCCACAGCCGCCUGAGCUGUAUGAUGAUAUUCAGAGUGCUUUUGAUGAUACUGGAGGUCGUUGCCGCUUGCCACUGCCGCCCCGCAAGCAAGCAGGGCCUUCUCCUAUGCAAACAAAUACCGGCAUAGCUGAGACCCUGACAGAGGUUGACAAGUGCAC
This is a messenger RNA of Chlamydomonas reinhardtii, 4683 nucleotides long. RefSeq lists its product as uncharacterized. Gene Ontology annotation, molecular function: RNA binding. The record is from RefSeq and is a predicted model, not a curated record. The transcript has 11 exons. The coding region runs from base 91 to 3612 and encodes 1173 amino acids. Lineage: Eukaryota; Viridiplantae; Chlorophyta; Chlorophyceae; Chlamydomonadales; Chlamydomonadaceae. Gene Ontology annotation, biological process: P-body assembly; deadenylation-dependent decapping of nuclear-transcribed mRNA. Gene Ontology annotation, cellular component: P-body.